AUGGGGCAGUCCAUAUCAGAAGCUACCGUGCAUAUUAGCAGUGUGAAGGCAGAUAUCGUGCCCCUCAAGGAUGAAAAACCGCCCGCCCCUCGGCCUAGACCUCCUACGCCGUCGACAACAACAGCCGUCGAGCCCUAUUGUGCAUAUUCCCCUACUCGACGCUACUGUCUGUUGGCUCUCGUGGCGUUGGCAGGGGCUCUUGGACCACUUGCAGGAAACAUCUAUUUGCCAGCGAUGGUACCCAUUGGGCAAAGUUUAAAUGCCAGCGCCUCGAUGAUCAACAUCAGCGUUUCCAUUUUCAUGUUGAUGUUCGCUGUCGCGCCGCUGGGAUGGGGAUCACUUGCCGAUCGAACAGGUCGCCGUGCCGUCUAUCUCAUUUCAUUCGCAGUCUACGUGGCCGGAAGUAUCGCACUUGCGUUCACAAACUCGUACGCGUACCUGAUCGUGUUCCGCCUCUUGCAAGCCACCGGUGCCGCAUCAGUGCAGUCCCUUGGAGGGGGUACGCUCGUGGAUCUUUUCAAGCCCACCGAGCGUGGUCAGGCCAUGGGGAUCUUUCUUUUGGGGCCUCAACUCGGACCGUUGAUCGGGCCGCUGAUUGGGGGUUUCUUGGCGCGCUAUGCCGGAUGGAAGGCCAUCUUUUGGUUCCUUGCGGGUCUGGGCGUCGCCCUCUGGGUGGCUAUAUUUUUCUUUCUGCCAGAGACGCUCCGAGCUAGGGCUGGGAACGGGAAGGCGUACGCGGAACGAGGGUGGAUCGUUGUUCCCGCCCCGCUCAUGAAGCCUUGGGAUCCGUCCAGGGCUCGUUACAACCCUUUGGCCCCUCUCAAGUUCCUUAGGUUCACUUCCAUUGUACUGUGUCUCAGUUACAUUGCCAUUUUAUUCGGAUCGUUUUACUGCUUCAAUGUCUCUAUCCCUGUCAUCCUCCAGAACGAGUACGGAUAUAACGAGGCGCAAGUGGGUCUUUCCUACAUUCCUGUCGGAUUGGGUUUCAUUUUGGGAUCCAAUGUCGCGGGCCGUUACGCGGAUCGCACGGUAAAAGCCGCCCUCAAGAGAUCCGAAGGUCAACCUGUUCCGGAGACGCGGGUGCGCUGCCAAUGGGUAGGCCUCGUGCUUUUCCCUUUCGGCGUACUCCUGUUUGGAUUCGCAGCUUCGUUCCGUUGGCAUGUUGCCGUGCUUUUCUUGACCAUGUUUAUAAGUGUCUUUGGUCUUACAUGGACCUUCUCCUGCAACACGACCUAUCUCAUCGAUAGCUUUCCCGGAUCCGCCGCGGGAGUCGUGGCUCUGAACAGUCUCUUCCGCAAUCCAGCAGCAGCCGUCGGGUCAGCUGUCAUUGAACCUUUUGUAGAUGAAGUUGGCUAUUGGAAAUCCUUCCUCACAGUUUCCAUCAUCGCCUGGGUGGCAGCUGGUCUCGUCGUUACAGUCAUGAUCAAUGGCGCCAAGUGGAGACUAGCGGCGAAAUCGAAGGCACCGCCUGCCUCUGGAUCUGCUGAAUCGGCUCCUGGGCCCAAGCGAGUGUAG
Molecule: messenger RNA, 1515 nt
Organism: Fimicolochytrium jonesii
Lineage: Eukaryota; Fungi; Chytridiomycota; Chytridiomycetes; Spizellomycetales; Powellomycetaceae
Product: major facilitator superfamily domain-containing protein
Exons: 5
Coding region: 1-1515 (504 amino acids)
Biological process (GO): transmembrane transport
Molecular function (GO): transmembrane transporter activity
Source: RefSeq, a predicted model, not a curated record